Balaenoptera musculus (blue whale) is the source of this 900-nucleotide messenger RNA. It is a transcript of the gene EIF3K, whose product is annotated as eukaryotic translation initiation factor 3 subunit K. Bases 198 to 854 code for a protein of 218 amino acids. Gene Ontology annotation, molecular function: translation initiation factor activity; ribosome binding. NCBI's taxonomy places the organism in Eukaryota, Metazoa, Chordata, Mammalia, Artiodactyla, Balaenopteridae. Gene Ontology annotation, biological process: regulation of translational initiation. Gene Ontology annotation, cellular component: eukaryotic translation initiation factor 3 complex; cytoplasm. The transcript is spliced from 8 exons. The record is from RefSeq and is a predicted model, not a curated record.
GCUGGGAAGAAGUCACGUGGCAGCCGGAAAGCGUGGCAGCAGCCUCCAGAGCCUCCCCACACCUUCAUCGCGCCUCGGGCUGGAGAGAAAACAAAGACGUAGUUUCCGCUUCCGCCAGCUCUUCCUCUUCCAGUUCUCGAGGACGCAGUGCCGGCAGGGACUUCGGCUGCAGCCCUGGUGUGGGAGGCGACAGCAUCAUGGCGAUGUUCGAGCAGAUGAGAGCGAACGUGGGCAAGUUGCUCAAGGGGAUCGACAGGUACAAUCCUGAGAAUCUGGCCACCCUGGAGCGCUAUGUGGAGACACAAGCCAAGGAGAAUGCCUAUGAUCUGGAAGCCAACCUGGCUGUCCUGAAGCUGUACCAGUUCAACCCAGCCUUUUUCCAGACCACAGUCACCGCCCAGAUCCUGCUAAAGGCCCUCACCAACCUGCCCCACACCGACUUCACGCUGUGCAAGUGCAUGAUCGACCAGGCCCAUCAAGAAGAACGGCCCAUCCGGCAGAUUUUGUACCUCGGAGACUUGCUGGAGACAUGCCACUUCCAGGCCUUCUGGCAAGCCCUGGAUGAAAACAUGGACCUCUUGGAAGGUAUAACUGGCUUUGAAGACUCUGUCCGAAAAUUUAUCUGCCAUGUUGUGGGCAUUACUUAUCAGCACGUUGAUCGCCGGCUGCUGGCCGAGAUGCUCGGGGACCUGACAGACAGCCAGCUAAAGGUGUGGAUGAGCAAGUACGGCUGGAGCACUGAUGAGUCGGGACAGAUCUUCAUCUGCAGCCAGGAAGAGAGCAUUAAGCCCAAGAACAUUGUGGAGAAGAUCGACUUUGACAGUGUGUCCAGCAUCAUGGCCUCCUCCCAGUAACUUUGCAGGUGUUUAAUAAAGACUUGUUGACUUCUUAGCCCUGUUA